GCUAAGAAAAACCGCAAAAGUCACGCGUUGAUUCCAAAUCUAUAACCUUCAACGAUGGGAAAAAGUCGCACAUACAUACCUCACCCAGAAGCUCCAAAGAACUUUCUUGCUGAUUUCACAAAAAACCCCCUCCACAUACGUACAUAUCGAGACGAUUUUUGAUUGAUCGCCAGAAUUAGGGCAAAUCGAGGGCGAAUUUGAGGGUUUUGAAGGAUUGCAUGAUUUUGGGGUUGUGAUGAUGAUGACAAACGGCGGUACCCCCUUUGAAUGGCAUGAUGAUGAUGAUACUGAAUUAGGCGCGGAUGAUGGUGCGCUGAGCAUGGACAUUGAAUCGUUUUUAAGUAUUCUUGACGAAGACCGUCCCGAUGAUUCUUCCCAGAGUGGAUUGGUGGAUCCUUCUUUAAGCAUUGCACUCUGUAACGAGUCAGCUUCAAAUGUUGGUGCUAAUGAACAAUCCCAAAUCCAUGAUGAUCACUCAGAAGCUUCAGCUUCUAGAACUGUUUGUUCAAGUGGUUCAUCUGAUUGUGAGAGGCAGACUGUUAAUUAUGGGUUGACAAAAGUGGAGCCUUUGCCAGCUGUCUCCUCCAUGCACUUUCUCCCUGCUGAUUGGGGGAUGCCAGUUCCACCAAGUGAUUUUUCAUCAUCUAGGCACUAUGACAAUAGGGAAACUAACUUUGAGAGAGCUACUGAAGGUGGGAGCUUCGGUAUUAGUGAUGAUGAUGGUAAUCACCAAUUAAUGGAUAAUUCUGGGAUAACUGAUUUUGCAAACCUUUCUACAACACCAGAGGUCCCAUUUAUUGAUGUAAGUGGAUAUUCUGACCUUCUCUGCAGCCCAGAUGGUGAAUCUUCAAGGCUAUACAGAAACGACCCAUCUGUGAUUUAUAAUAAUGGAAUGUUUUUUAGUGAUAAGAUUGCAUCCAAUGAGUAUCAAAACUCUGGUAUUGAGCAAUAUGCAAGUGCCAAAAGUGGCAUUGCUUGUUUACCAAGCAGUGAAAGCUCAUCAGACACACCUGCUAAAGUGUCUACAAAUGGAAAUCAUUUCUCUGGUAAGAUGCUAAAUAGAAGACAAAUUGUUUCUAUAAUGGAGAGGACAAACAAUGGGCCCUUCUCAAUGAACAACCGAUCAGCAACAUCACAUGAUUUUUCACUUCCCACAUUACCCCGUGUUGUGCCUUUUUUAAGAAAGGAUCAUGUUAUGCAAACACCUUCACAAUCUUUUAUCCAUCAUGAUACUUCAAUCAAGAAAGAGAGUAAAUUUGCUGCAUUUAGUAGUAUGGGUUCUAUGCCUCCAAAAAUGGGUCAUGUUACAUACAUUGAUGUUGAUGAUCCUGACAUAUGUAUUCUAGAAGAUAUGAGUGAACCUGCACCCAGGAAACCUUCUCCAGUGGAUUUGAGACCACCUAUCCAUAGGUCUUCAAUUGGUGUUCCUCCAACCCACAUGGGAUAUAACAAUGCAAGGAUCAAGGCAAAUGAUGAGCAGGUUAUUUAUCGGGUUGCAUUGCAGGAUCUUUCCCAGCCAAAGUCAGAGGCAUCUGCACCAGAUGGUUCAUUGGUGGUUUCACUUUUGAGACAUCAGCGAAUUGCCUUGUCAUGGAUGGUACAGAAAGAGACUAAAAGCAUGCACUGCUUUGGAGGAAUCCUUGCUGAUGACCAGGGACUUGGUAAAACUAUAUCAACAAUUGCUCUUAUUCUAAAGGAAAGGUCUCCAUCUUCUAGUGUCCGAACCACUGAAGUGAAAAAGAUAGAAACAGAAACUUUAAACCUAGAUGAUGAUGACGAGGAUGAUGAUGUCACUGAGCUUGAUAAAUCCAAGAAAAAAAACAAUUUGGAAAUUAAAGGGAGUGAGACUCCAAUCGAUCUUAAAAACACUUCUUCUUUGACAAAAAGUAGGCCAGCAGCAGGGACUCUUGUUGUAUGCCCUACCAGUGUUCUUCGCCAAUGGAAUGAUGAGUUGCAUAACAAAGUAACAAGCCAAGCUAAUCUCUCUGUUUUAGUCUACCAUGGUGCAAACAGAACAAAAGACCCUUCAGAAUUAGCAAAGUACGAUGUUGUCCUUACCACAUAUGCAAUUGUAAGCAUGGAGGUUCCAAAACAGCCACUUGUUGAUGAAGAAGAAGACGAAACAAAGAGGCGAAGUGAUUACCCUCCUGUUGGGCUUUCACCUAGUAAGAAAAGAAAAUACCCUCCUAGCUCUAAAAAAGGUUCUAAAAAGGACAAAAAGGGUAGUAUGGACAAUGAGCUGUUUGAGUCUCUUGCACGUCCUCUUGCCAAGGUGAGGUGGUUUAGGGUGGUUUUAGAUGAGGCACAGAGUAUCAAGAAUCACAGGACACAAGUAGCUAGGGCUUGUUGGGGACUUAGAGCUAAACGUAGGUGGUGUUUAUCAGGGACUCCUAUUCAGAAUGCCAUUGAUGAUCUUUAUAGUUACUUUAGAUUCUUGAGAUAUGAUCCGUAUGCUGUAUAUAAAUCAUUCUGCUCACAAAUCAAAGGCCCUAUUCAAAGAAGUCCUGGAACUGGUUAUAGGAAGUUACAAGCUGUCUUGAAGACUAUUAUGCUUAGGCGCACAAAAGCUACACUCCUUGAUGGAGAACCAAUUAUCUCUCUUCCACCCAAGACCAUUAAUCUCAAGAAAGUGGAAUUCACAGCUGAGGAACGAGAUUUCUAUUGCAGGCUUGAAUCUGAAUCCCGGGCUCAGUUUGCAGAAUAUGCAGCUGCUGGAACUGUGAAACAGAAUUAUGUAAACAUAUUGUUGAUGUUAUUGCGCCUCAGACAAGCUUGUGAUCACCCUCUACUUGUUAGAGGAUGCAGUUCAAACUCUGAGUGGAAGUCAUCUCUUGAUAAGGCCAAAAAACUUCCUCCUGAAAAACGAGUUCGUCUCCUAAAUUGUUUGGAAGCUUCAUUAGCCAUUUGCAGCAUAUGCAGUGAUCCACCUGAAGAUGCUGUGGUGACAACUUGUGAGCAUGUCUUCUGCAACCAAUGCAUUCUUGAGCAUCUUUCAAGUGACGACAGUCAAUGCCCAUCUCCAAAAUGCAAAGUCAUCCUCAACACAUCAUCAGUAUUUUCAAAAUCCACCCUCAGGAUUUCUCUCGGUGACCAUAACACCCUUGAUUCUUCUACUUCAGUGAAACCCGAGCCUCUCGAGCAGUGUUCAUCAAGUGGAUCAGUUAGUUCAUCAAACAUCGAGGCUGCUGAGGCACUCGAUUCCUCAAAAAUCAAGGCUGCAGUUGAUGUCCUUACAAAUAUCGCUAAACCAAAAGAGAUUCAAUGUUCAAAUGAUUUAGAUCUUAACGUGAAAGAAACCGUGGUUGUGAGAGAAAAAGCAAUAGUUUUCUCACAGUGGACAAGAAUGCUGGAUUUGCUUGAAGCUUGUUUGAAAGAUUCUUCCAUUGGUUACCGAAGACUCGAUGGGACCAUGUCUGUUCUUGCCCGAGAUAAAGCUGUCAAAGAUUUCAACACUCUUCCAGAGGUUAGUGUUAUGAUCAUGUCUUUGAAAGCUGCAAGUCUUGGAUUAAACAUGGUGGCAGCUUGUCAUGUGCUUCUUUUGGAUUUAUGGUGGAACCCAACAACCGAAGAUCAAGCAAUUGAUAGAGCUCACAGGAUAGGCCAGACUCGUCCGGUUUCAGUUUUACGGUUGACUGUUAAAGAUACGGUUGAAGACCGCAUAUUAGCUCUUCAGCAAAAAAAGAGAGAGAUGGUCUCGUCUGCGUUUGGGGAGGAUGAGACUGGUAGCAGUCAGACGCGGCUGACAGUGGAUGACUUAAAAUACCUAUUCCAAGCAUAAUCAAAAUCAAGGUUCUUUAUGGUUUUGGUUUCCCUUGAUAGAUAUAUCAACCCGAGUAAAUACUGAAUAUAAUCACUGCUUUCAUGCCAUCAAUAUAUAAUGUGGUACAACAAAUACAAAUACAAAUACACAUACAACUUUGUUUUGUUGUACUGAUUAUAUCAACAUGGUUGAUGACAUGAUGCAAGUGUUGUGUUGAGUAUUUUCUCUUUAUCUUGGAAUUUGACUUACAGUAUAUUCUCUUUAUUAACAUAAGCGGAAUUGAUUACAGUUGAAAAAAGGUUUUUCUUGAUAGUUGUUGGUUAGGAGGAUUAUAGAAAGAUUGAAUUCAUUUUGGAAAGUGUUGCUAAGUUGUAUAGAGAUAUGGAUAUUUGAACUCAAAUGGUAUAUUUACAUCAGGUAAAGAUAGCGGGUUUUUGGGUGAACA
Molecule: messenger RNA, 4205 nt
Organism: Lactuca sativa (garden lettuce)
Lineage: Eukaryota; Viridiplantae; Streptophyta; Magnoliopsida; Asterales; Asteraceae
Product: helicase-like transcription factor CHR28
Biological process (GO): DNA repair
Cellular component (GO): nucleus
Molecular function (GO): ATP binding; metal ion binding; ATP-dependent activity, acting on DNA
Source: RefSeq, a predicted model, not a curated record